CCCGCCUAGAUUCUAUCGCUCUUGUGCACUCUAUUGGACGGGAUCUUCGUCUUGAGACCGCACAAGUCCAUCAGCCGGGGCCUUCGCACGCACCGCGUGCAACCGCAGUUCACAGCUCCACUGCUGGUGGCAGCGCUGUUGGCAUCGCUGACAAGCAUCUCGCCUUCUGUGUCCCGUUCUCGCUCGGAGUGCUCUGUCUCUGCUUGUGACUUCCAGGAGAUUUGAUAACCAGACGGAGCAGGCAUUCAUUCGCGCUUCUGCUCCCCAUCCAUUUGCUCUCAUCCUCUCGAUCGCGAGGGGUUUUGACUGCGACGCGCGGAGCUGAAUGGCAAAUUUGGCCUCUGUAAGCUCCCUCGCUCCACCUCGGACCCAGCUCUCCAUCCAGAGGCCGUCGACAGCACUGGACAGCAGCGACGAGGCGCGCACUGACACGUCCUCGUCACCCUCCAUGAACCCGGCGCGCUCGUCCGGCACCGACGCCAAAGGCCGCGGCAACGGCAGCGCAACAGCUACAGCGACGACAGCGACAGCCUCCACUUCCUCCUCCUCUAGUGGCAGACGUAGGAAGGCAGACGCAGCCGCUCCAGGUGAGGACAAACCGGCCCCUAAGCAGCGCAAAUACGAGCGCAAGACCAAGCGCUUCAUUUGGCCCGACGAUCUCCAUCGGCUCUUUGUGGCUGCCAUCUUCGACGGUGCGUGAAUAAAUGCCAAAACCCACUUAUAUAGUAUGAUGGUGACAAUACUGAGACUUUGAAUGCUACAGUUGGUCUCAAGAACGCGUCCCCGAAGGCUCUGCUGGCUCUCAUGGAAGCAGCAGGACCGAACUCCGGACUCACGACGGAGCAUCUCAAGUCUCAUCUGCAAAAGUAUCGCCUCAACUAUGAGCGCUCUAGGAUGGAGUUUCUCGAGUAUUACGACCGCAGUGCUAAGCGCAACCUCAAGCGCCGUCGUCGUCAGGCUCAACAUCGAACGAGUGGCGCUGGUAACGAGGCCAAUACCAUGUUCGUGUUCCCCAUCAGCAACUCCAAGCGUCGAAAGAGCCGAGGAAGCGACAGUGACAGCGACGACAGCGAUUCGGACACUGGCGAUAGUAACACCACUGACAGCAGGUUGGAGGUGGAGACUAAAGGCCAGACAACCCCACAGGGACGACGCGGAUCCCCCGCAGCUGCAGCUAAUACCCAUGCGCGUAGUUUGAAUUACUCGCAGCUCAUGCAGAGUGCACAGCAACCGCCAAUCCUCGACGUAAGCAGCCAUACUCGUCAGCAUCCUCAGAUCCCGACUGAUCGGAUGAUGCCCGUCAUUCCAACACCAGGAUCGACUGGUAUCAUUCCGAUAGCACCUCAGCACUUGCCUCCAGCAUAUGCAGCUCAUAUCCAACGAAAGCAGGCGUCCGACCACGGCCGUGACUUGGUUGCAGCUGCCGCCGCUGUAGCAGCAUAUCGCUACCCGUUAGGACAGUUACCUGUGGCCUCGGGAGUGGCUGGGAUGCCGGAGCUUUCUGACCCCCAGUGGAGCAUUUUGAACUCCCUUAUGUCUCCGCAGUUAGCUGGUAUGACUGGGCCUGUAGGUGAAGGUGGUCUUCUUCCACAUGCAGCUUCGAGUGAGACAAUGGCUCGUGGUAGUGGCGCUGAUGGAUUCAUGCUUCAAGAGGAACCAACCGAUCUACAGAUGCAGAUGCACUUAGCCAUGCAAGCUCAGAUGAACCUUCAUCGCCAGAUGCUCACGCGCAAGGUGGAAGUGGCCCAACACCUCGCUCGUCAUAGCAGUAUGGGGAGUAUGGAUACCAACGCUGUUCCGAACAAUGCAAACAGAUCACAGAGUGGAUUUGGCGAGACGUGGAAUAGCCCACAGCAGCUCCAACAGUAUCAGCAACAGCAGUCGAAACAGGAACAGCAACCACCUUAUCAGCAGCAGAUGAAUCCUCGGGCCCCGGCAACAGCGACGCCGGUACCAGUGCCCGGGGCAGGUGUGUCUGCUGAGGCGAUAGUGAUGGCCCCCACAGCCAGCGAAACUAUGGUAGUCUCAACUUCAGUAGCUGAUAAUGAACCUGUAGCCACGGACAGUAGUGCAGCUGGCGUGACAGCAGAGACGAAGAGUGACGACGACGGAAUGGAUCUCUAUCGUUGGGACCGCAUUGAUCUCAAUGUGGAACUGGACGACGACGAUCUUUUCGGCUUCCUGAAGUCGUAAGGGGAAUGCGUACACUUCUUCGCUUCUGGGUUUGACGUAGUGUAUGCACAUGUGGUAAUAAUGAAAAAAAAAGAGUGUUGGCGUCGCAUAUGCUGCCAAUAGUUUUCUACGUAGACAGGAGUGAGGAGCAGGGAGGGGUCGCAAGUGGGUGAUGUAUCGUGUGGAAGUACAUCUACCAGGGAGCGACCAGCAGGAUGUCGAGCAGCAGCAUCGCGAAACGUAUGAGACCUGUAAGCAAUACUGCGAAGUAACUUAGAGUGACGAGGAUACCUGUAACAAACAUGCAGGAGCUGCUUCUUCCUUUGGUACUUCACUGUUGUUAACCUGGUAGAAUCUACUGAUGGGGCCUUAUCAGUAAAGAGGAACGUUGACCCUAAGAUUUCCUGUUCUUCAUAAUACCCGUUUCCACUCC
Phytophthora nicotianae INRA-310 is the source of this 2605-nucleotide messenger RNA. RefSeq lists its product as hypothetical. Gene Ontology annotation, molecular function: DNA-binding transcription factor activity; DNA binding. Bases 805 to 2193 code for a protein of 462 amino acids. The record is from RefSeq and is a predicted model, not a curated record. Gene Ontology annotation, biological process: regulation of DNA-templated transcription. NCBI's taxonomy places the organism in Eukaryota, Oomycota, Peronosporomycetes, Peronosporales, Peronosporaceae. The transcript is spliced from 2 exons.